CGCCCCUGUGCGGGCGGGAAGCGCCGCUCCGCCCCGCGCGCGCCAUGGCGCUGUCCCAGCCCGGGCCGCCCCAGCCCGAGGAGCCGUCAGCGCACAGCGGGCAGCAGCCGCAGGAGUGGCUCCGGUCGGGCCCCGCCGAGCCCCAUUCAUCCCUGCAGGAGUCCCCAUCAUCGGGCCCCGCCGAAUCCCCUUCGCCUCCGCCGGAGUCCCAAACAUCGGGCCCCACCGAGCCCCCUUCAUCCCUGCAGGAGUCCCAAACAUCGGGCCCCGCCGAGCCCCCUUCAUUCCAGCAGGAGUCCCAAACAUCGGGCCCCGCCGAGCCCCCUUCAUCCCUGCAGGAGUCCCCAUCAUCGGGCCCCGCCGAGCCCCCUUCAUUCCAGCAGGAGUCCCAAACAUCGGGCCCCGCCGAGCCCCCUUCAUCCCUGAAGGAGUCCCCAUCAUCGGGCCCCGCCGAGCCCCCUUCAUCCCUGCAGGAGUCCCCAUCAUCGGGCCCCGCCGAGCCCCCUUCAUCCCUGCAGGAGUCCCAAACAUCGGGCCCCGCCGAGCCCCCUUCAUCCCUGCAGGAGUCCCCAUCAUCGGGCCCCGCCGAGCCCACCUCGCCUCCGCAGGAGUCGCUCCCGUCAGGCCCCGCCGAGCCCCCUUCUCUCUCUCAGGAGUCCCCAUCAUCGGGCCCCGCCGAGCCCCUUUCGCCCCCGCUGGAGUCCCCACUAUCGGGCCCCUCCGAGCCCCCCUCGCCCCGCCGGGAGUCGCCCCCGUCAGGCUCCGCCGAGCCCCGGCCGAGCGCGGCCCCGGGCCCGGCCCGGCAGCUGCGGGUGCUGCUGACGCCGCUGCCCGCAUCGGCCUGGCCGCGGCCCCAGAAGCGGCUGCCGAGCCCCCGCGGCCCGGCCGGCAAGAGGCUGCGCCCGGAGCCCGACAGCGGCCCCAGAGCCCCCCCCGGCUCCCCGCCCGGCCCCAGCUCGGCUGCCCGCGGCCAGGACGGGCUGUGGGAUGCGGACAGCGACGGCAGCGACGGGGGAGACGCGGCCCCGGAUGGAUACUCCCACCUAUCAGCCUAUGAAAGGAAAAGACUCAAGAACAUUACAGAAAAUGCUAAAUUCUUUGCUGCUCUAAAGCUGCAUGAGCUGCAAGACUUGAACAACUUACAACUAAAAGGCGAUCUUAUGUCACUAAAAGAGCCAAGCCUAAGAAGGUGGAGGACGAGCCGGCCCCGCGGCGAUCCAGGCGCCUGCUCCGGGUGGAGCCGCUGGACAUUCCCCUGCUGGAGACGUUUGCCCAGCCAGCAGCAGAGGAAUAUCCAUGUUCUCAGAAUGUCUGGUGUGGGGAAAGUCCCAGUUCACCUUGUCUGUGGUUUUAGUUGGUUUGAGUUACAAAAACUGCCAAUGUCAUCCCAGCCUCAGGUUCCAGUCGGACCUUUGCCCAUGGUUCCAGAGGAUCAGGCAGAGAGCAGUAAAUGGACAGAGGCCUUACUGGGCACGUGGAUGAGGAUAAGUGAGCUGAAAGCAGAAUGUGCUGACCAGGGCACACCUGACAUAAAGAGGUACCAGGAGAGCCUGAGCAGCAUGGUGCUGAGCGAGGAGAACAUCAGGAAGGUGGUGAAAGCCCGGGUGUGUUCCAUGGCCAUCCACCCUUCUGAAAGCACCAUCCUUGUGGCAGCUGGAGACAAGUUGGGGCACAUUGGCCUCUGGAAUGUGAGCUGCAGGACUGAGGAAGGAUACCACAUGUUCAUCCCUCACAGCUUCCAGGUCAACUGCAUGCACUUCUCUCCCUGCAACCCUGCUCACCUGCUGUCCCUCAGCAAUGACACUCUGCGCUGUGGCGAUGUCACCAGGGCUGUCUUUGAUGAGAUCUGCAGGAGUGAGGAGAGCUUCUCGUGCUUCGACUUCCUGGAAGAGCACGCCUGCAGUGCCCUGGUGAGCCACUGGGGCGGGGUGGUGGCUGUGGUGGACACCCGCACCCCGGGGGCAUCCUCGGAGCUCUCUGCGGACAUCGGCUUCGGGAGGACACGGACAGUCCACGUGCACCCCGUCAACAAACACUAUUUCCUGGCUGCUGGAUUGCUGGACGUUUGUGUUUUCGAUGUUCGGUACCUGAAGGCCAAGGGGAACAAGCCCCUGAGCUCUCUCACAGGACACACCAAAAGCGUGGCCUCGGCCUAUUUCUCACCUGUCACUGGGAGCAGGGUGGUCACAGUGUGUGCUGAUGACAAACUGAGGGUCUACGACACCACAUCCCUGUCACCCACGGCCAAACUGCUCAGCUCCAUCGGACACAACAACAACACGGGCCGCUGGCUGACCCGCUUCAGGGCCAUCUGGGACCCCAAGCAGGAGCACUGCUUCCUGGUGGGCAGCAUGGCACAGCCCAGGCAGAUCCAGGUCUUCCAGGACACCGGGAAACUGCUGCACUCCUUCUGCAACGUGGACUGCCUCGCCUCCGUGUGCUCCAUCAACGUCGUGCACCCCAGCCAGAACAUCCUGGUGGGAGGCAACUCCAGCGGCCGCCUUCACGUGUUCAAAUAGAAGUGCCUUAGAUCUUCAUUCCUCACCUUUCUGCAUUGACUUUGUUCAUUCCGUAUUCAGCAGUUCCCAAGCUGACUGUUGUUUCUCAGGACAGAAAUGUACUUUGAAAGUCUUAAAAUAAAUUGUUUAAACUGCCUUUGGUACCCGGGUCUUCCAUGGAAAUAGAAGUGAUCCUUGAGCCCCC
This is a messenger RNA of Poecile atricapillus (Black-capped chickadee), 2703 nucleotides long. RefSeq names its product WD repeat domain 76 (gene WDR76). The coding region runs from base 45 to 2519 and encodes 824 amino acids. Gene Ontology annotation, cellular component: nucleus. Gene Ontology annotation, molecular function: protein binding; DNA binding. Lineage: Eukaryota; Metazoa; Chordata; Aves; Passeriformes; Paridae. The record is from RefSeq and is a predicted model, not a curated record. The transcript has 13 exons. Gene Ontology annotation, biological process: regulation of DNA damage checkpoint.